CUUCGGGAGAGGACGGUGGCUGCCGGGCUAAAGAUGGCGGCGCCCUGGUGGCGAGCCGUGCUGUGUGGAAGUCGGGGCUGGCGGGGCUUCAGCACCUCGGCCGCCCGCAGCCGCCGGACCGCCCCGCUCGGGCCGAUGCCCAACGAGGACAUCGACGUGAGCGAUCUGGAGCGGCUGGAGAAGUACCGCGGCUUCGACCGCUAUCGGCGCCGGGCCGAGCAGGAGGCGCGGGCCCCGCACUGGUGGCGGACCUACCGGGAGCACUUCGGGGCCGAGACAGAUCCCAGAGGUGAGAUCGACAUUGGGCUGCCCCCACCCCAGGUCAGCCGGGCCCAGCAGCUGCUGGAACGGAAACAGGCCCUCCGGGAACUGCGGGCCAGCGCGCGGGAGGAGCAGGCCGCCCGCCUCCGCACAGCCAGCAUCCCCCUGGAGGCUGUGCGGGCCGAGUGGGAGCGGACCUGCGGCCCCUACCACAAGCAGCGUCUGGCCAAGUACUACGGCCUCUACCGAGACCUGUUCCACGGGGCCACCUUCGUGCCCCGUGUCCCCCUGCACGUGGCCUACGCCGUGGGUGACGAGGACCUGGUGCCCGUGUACCACGGCAAUGAGGUGACCCCGACCGAGGCUGCCCGCGCCCCGGAGGUGACGUACGAGGCAGAGGAGGGCUCCAGGUGGACCCUGCUGCUCACCAACUUGGAUGGGCACCUGCUGGAGCCGGACGCCGAGUACCUCCACUGGUUGGUAACCAACAUCCCAGGCAGCCGGGUGGCAGAGGGACAGGAGACCUGUCCCUACCUGCCCCCGUUCCCCGCCCGCGGCUCCGGCUUCCACCGCUGUGUCUUCCUGCUCUUCAAGCAGGACGAGCCCAUCGACUUCUCGGAAGACAGCCGGCCCUCCCCCUGCUACCGGCUGGCCCAGCGCACCUUCCGCACCUUUGAUUUCUACAAGAAGCACCAGGCAGCCAUGACCCCAGCCGGCCUGGCCUUCUUCCAGUGCCGCUGGGAUGACUCCGUCACCCACAUCUUCCACCAGCUCCUGGACAUGCGGGAGCCCGUGUUCGAGUUCGUGCGGCCACCCCCUUACCACCCCAAGCAGAAGCGCUUCCCCCACAGGCAGCCCCUGCGCUAUCUGGACCGGUACCGCGACAGCCACGAGCCCUCCUAUGGCAUCUACUGAGGAGCCAGAGGGCCCGAGAGAAGGGGCGCUCCGGGCGGCGCUGGAGUGCCAAUAAAGAUGUUUCCG
Lepus europaeus (European hare) is the source of this 1242-nucleotide messenger RNA. RefSeq names its product mitochondrial ribosomal protein L38 (gene MRPL38). Bases 34 to 1176 code for a protein of 380 amino acids. The record is from RefSeq and is a predicted model, not a curated record. Gene Ontology annotation, cellular component: mitochondrial large ribosomal subunit. The transcript has 9 exons. Lineage: Eukaryota; Metazoa; Chordata; Mammalia; Lagomorpha; Leporidae.